AUGGUUUUUAAUGAUCAGAAUGUAGUGGAAGCAAUUGGGAAAGAGCUAUUAAUACCAGGGUGGGGUGUGAACACAACUGAUUUUUGCUCUUGGGCUGGCAUUAGUUGCAGCUCAAACAAUUCAAUGGUAGAAAGACUUGAUCUUUCUGGUUUUAGAUUACAAGGUAAUGUGACUCUAAUAUCUGAGCUCAAAGCACUGAAAUGGCUAGACCUUUCUCAUAAUAAUUUCCAAGGUUCAAUUCCAUUAUCAUUUGGGAAUUUGUCUAUGCUUCAGUAUCUUGAUUUGUCUUUUAAUAAGUUUGAAAACUCAAUUCCUAGUGAAUUAGGUAAGCUUAGAAACCUUAAGGCAUUGAACAUUUCAAACAAUUGGCUCACUGGACUUGUACCUAAUGAGCUUAAGGGGUUGGAAAAUUUGCAAGAUUUUCAAAUAUCUACCAAUAGUUUAAAUGGUUCUAUUCCAUUUUGGGUUGGUAAUUUGACCAAUCUUAAGGUUCUUGCAGCUUAUGAGAAUGAGUUUAGUGGUGAUAUUCCAUUUAACUUAGGCGUAAACUCGGAGCUUUCUUUGUUGAACUUGCAUUCAAAUCAGCUUCAAGGUACUAUUCCUGAGAGCAUUUGUGCUAAAGGGAAUCUUAAAUUUCUGGUUUUGACUCAGAAUAAGUUGAAUGGAACUAUUCCUGAGUCUAUUGGGAAUUGUAAAGGACUUUCAAGUAUUAGGAUUGGGAAUAACAAGUUGAUCGGUGGCGUCCCUAAAGCAAUUGGGAAUAUCAGUAGUCUUACUUAUUUUGAAGCAGAUAGUAACAGUUUGUCUGGUGAAAUUGUCUCAGAGUUUGCCAAAUGCUCUAAUCUUACACUGCUUAAUUUAGCGUCGAAUGAGUUUUAUGGAACUAUUCCUCCUGAGUUUGGUGAGCUCAACAAUCUUCAAGAAUUGAUUGUUUCUGGUAAUAACCUCUAUGGUGAGAUUCCAACUUCAGUUCUUAAGUGCAAGAAUCUCAAUAAGCUUGACUUGAGCAACAACAAGUUCAAUGGCACGAUACCAGCGGAUAUAUGCAAUACCUCAAGAUUGCAAUAUUUGCUGUUGGGGGAGAACUUAAUUAGAGGGGAGAUACCUCAUGAGAUAGGGAACUGUGUAAAAUUGCUUGAGUUGCAAAUGGGGAAUAAUGAACUUAUUGGAAGUAUCCCUUCUGAGAUUGGUCAUAUGAAGAACUUGCAGAUUUCACUGAAUUUGAGUCAUAAUCAUCUCCAUGGUCAAUUGCCUCAGGAUUUAGGAAAACUUGACAAGUUGGUUUCUUUGGAUGUUUCUGAUAAUCAGCUAUCCGGGAAUAUUCCAGCGGCGUUGAAGGGCAUGCAGAGUUUGAUAGAGGUUAAUUUUUCAAGCAAUCGAUUCACUGGACCAAUACCUACUUUUGCACCAUUUCAGAAAAGUCCUAAUUCAAGCUUUCUUGGAAACAAAGGGCUCUGUGGUGAUCCCUUGAGUGGUGGUUGUGGAGAUCUAAAUGGUUAUAACCACAGCAUUUACGGUCACAAGGUUUCUUACCGAAUCGUUUUGGCUGUUAUUGGUUCUGGUUUGGCAGUUUUUGUAUCUGUUACAGUGGUUGUUUUGCUGUUCAUGAUGAGGGAAAAUCAAGAGAAAGCAGCUGCCAAGGAAGCUGGAAUUACCAUUGAGGAAACUUCUAGCAAACCAGUUAUACUAGCGGGAAAUGUCUUCGUUGACAAUCUAAAGCAAGCAAUUGAUUUUGAUGCAGUUGUAAAAGCAGUCAUGAAAGACUCAAAUAAGAUUAGUGUUGGUACUUUCAGCACCGUCUAUAGAGCAGACAUGCCUUCCGGGAUGAUUUUGUCGGUUAAGAAACUAAAGUCUAUGGACAGAACUAUAAUUCAUCACCAGAGUAAGAUGAUCAGAGAGCUUGAAAAGCUUAGUAAGCUCGUUCAUGAUAACCUAGCCAGGCCUAUCGGGUUUGGAAUCUAUGAAGACGCUGUUCUUCUGUUGCAUCAAUAUUAUGCAAACGGGACGUUGGCUCAAUAUCUUCAUAACUCUAGCCAGGAACCUGAAUAUAAACCGGACUGGCCAACAAGACUUGCCAUCGCCGUUGGAGUUGCAGAAGGAUUGGCAUUCCUCCAUCAUGUGGCCAUCAUCCAUCUUGACAUUUCUUCGGGGAACGUGCUUCUUGAUUCUAAUUUCAGGCCUUUGGUUAGUGAAGUUGAAAUAUCUAGGCUUCUGGAUCCAUCUAGAGGGACUGCAAGUAUCAGUGCUGUUGCCGGCUCAUUUGGAUAUAUUCCCCCAGAGUAUGCAUAUACAAUGCAAGUAACAGCUCCUGGAAACGUUUAUAGUUAUGGGGUUGUUUUGCUCGAGAUCCUUACCACUCGAUUACCUGUUGAUGACGAUUUUGGUGAAGGAAUAGAUUUGGUUAAAUGGGUACAUGGUGCACCUACGAGGGGGGAAACACCGGAACAGAUACUCGAUGCAAGGCUUAGCACCAUUUCUUUUUCUUGGAGAAAGGAAAUGUUAGCAGCGUUAAAGGUUGCGUUGCUGUGCACUGACGUGACACCAGCAAAACGACCAAAGAUGAAGAAGGUGGUAGAAAUGCUGCAAGAAAUCACAGAAAGCUAAAUGAAGUUUGCAUCAUCAAUGUCUGUCUUGAUUUCGUUCCUUCAUAUGAAUGCUUCCGUGAAAAUGCUAGUGUACGACAUACUUAGUCGAGGGGACAAAAUGGUCGAACUCUAUAUACUGGUCGGGGGCAGCUGUUUAUUGUGUCUUACCAUUUUGUACUGGGGCUUCAAUCAUAUGAUCAAGAGUUCUUUUUCUCCAAAACAUGUAAAUGUUGGUGAAACAGAUCAACAUCUUUCCUUUUCCUGUCCUCUUUUCUGGUAAAUUGCUUCCAAAUUAAAUAUAGAUUCAAUCAUAGUUAAAGUAUCUAUUCAA
Molecule: messenger RNA, 2916 nt
Organism: Nicotiana tabacum (common tobacco)
Lineage: Eukaryota; Viridiplantae; Streptophyta; Magnoliopsida; Solanales; Solanaceae
Source: RefSeq, a predicted model, not a curated record